Messenger RNA from Scophthalmus maximus (turbot), 1845 nucleotides. RefSeq lists its product as uncharacterized. The record is from RefSeq and is a predicted model, not a curated record. Bases 157 to 1410 code for a protein of 417 amino acids. The transcript is spliced from 7 exons. Lineage: Eukaryota; Metazoa; Chordata; Actinopteri; Pleuronectiformes; Scophthalmidae.
CGUACAGUCAAAACCACAUAAGAAGCUGAGUACUAAUGUAGAUCUUAUUCCAUUUGCGGUAGAGCACAAUUUGACAUCUAACCACUGUAUAGGCUUGAUGAGCCUGGAGAGACUCUGCAGAGUAAGAAACAACUUCAGAGGUGUCCAUCAAUCAGCAUGAUGAAGACCAUUUCUGUCUUCUGUUGUCUUUUAUAUGGAAUCAAUAUAGAGGGAUUCGAGGGUGGACGAGUCUCAUUCCGGUGCUCACACAAACUUGCCAAGCAAGAUAAUAAAUACCUCUGCAGGGAUCCUUGUACAAGGACUGAAGACAUAUUGGUCACAGUCAAAUCUGGUGGACGUGCAGAGUCAGAGAGGAUCACUCUGGUGGACACGGCGGAUGGAUUAUUCACUGUGACCUUCCGCCAACUGCAGAUGUCAGACUCAGGGAGAUACUGGUGUGGAGUGGCACGGCCCGGUUUUGACACAUACGCUGCAUUGACCUUGAUUGUAAAGAAAGUUGUAACGUAUAAGAAAACUGUGGUACCUGACGUUUCUCCCACGUGGACAACCCAGAUUAUUUCCAAGCCAACACAACUAACAUCUGGAAUGGACACCAGUCUGACCAGUGUCAUAACCACAAAGGUGUACGGUGUGGAGGGUCAGACAUUCGACUUCAGCUGUGAAUAUCCACACAGCUGGCAGAGCAACGCCAAGUACUUCUGCUUGUUUGACGACAAUGACAAUCACCUGAUACGGACAGAUAAACACGACCAGUGGGAGACGGAGGGCCGUUUCUCUCUGUACGACAACACCACCGGGGCCUUCUUCAUCGUCCGAGUGGACAAACUUGUCCCGGGCGACAGUGGGAUCUACUGGUGCGGGGUGGACGUCAGCUCACACCCCGAUCAUAUCAGCGCCAAACAACUGUAUGUUUCUCGAGUGAAUUUAAUACCCAACUUUACCACAGACCUCACAGUUGACAAGCUCAACAAGCCACUGUUCCUGACUGCAGUGAUGUGUGUUGCAGCAAUACUGUUUGUGUUUCUGUUCACACUCUGUCUCUUGUGGGCCGUCAAGCGGCAAAGAUUGGGCCCACGCCAGAACAGAGAGACAUCGUCGGACUAUGAGACAAUGACGCCUGGUGUGGGGACUGAACCUGAACAUCGCUGCACCUGUUUGGCCUCAGACUGUGCUGGGCCUUCAGGUCCGCCACCGCCUGACCUCUGCUCCCACGUCACACCAAAGCACCGCGACUCCGCCUUCAGCCUCAACAUGGGUGAAUAUGCUGAUGUGGACGCACCAGGGCACAUCUGCCAGUACCAACAUCUGGAUCGCAGCCGGUUGGAGGAUCACGUUUAUCACAGGCUUCAUGCAAACUGCGCUCCCAAAGAUGGAACUCAUCUGGGAGACAAAGAACAGAUUAACUGUUGACAUGACUGUGGAAUGUUGCUUUAUCUACAACUUGAGUCUUAUUUUUGAAGUUUUGACCAUUGUUUCUAUUGGUAAUAAUAACUUUGUAUUUCCUGAGGUAGCUUGGUACGUAGCUAUUAGAGUAGAGUGGAGUGUAGAGUACUAACAAUGAUACCAAGGUUUUAUGAACCAGAAUUGUCAUUUAAUGUAUGUAGAUAAGACAAUAAUUGACUGAUUCAAAAUGUAUCAAUUACAGAUCUUUAGCAAAUUAAGUAGUUACAGAUUCCCUUUUCUUGUGUUUUGUUAUUUUUAGAUGAAAAUGUGCCAUUUUGCAUUGUGCAAAGAAAAGAAAAGACAGAAAAGAGAUACUGUCGUCUGGAAUCUCAACUGGAGCUGUCAGCUGUAAAUAUCCUUUGCUUUAUGAUCAAUUUCAACACAAUAAACCAAGUGAUAAUA